This is a messenger RNA of Thunnus maccoyii (southern bluefin tuna), 1723 nucleotides long. Its product is annotated as reticulon-2-like. The coding region runs from base 521 to 1723 and encodes 400 amino acids. The transcript has 8 exons. The record is from RefSeq and is a predicted model, not a curated record. Lineage: Eukaryota; Metazoa; Chordata; Actinopteri; Scombriformes; Scombridae.
CAGCCCGUCUCCUCCUGGUGCCCCUCCUCCGGCCCUGUGUUUUCCGCAGCAGGUCCAGCGCAACAGUUAGGCUGAGUCACUCCAAUCAGCAUGCUCCUAUAGGAUCCUGAGAUGAAAUCACAUGAUGAGGAAGAGAGGGAUAGAUACACAUAGGUUAGCUAUGAAUGGGAGAUGACGACAGGCUCAGACAGACACAGGGACACGCACACUCAUGCUUUUCUCCCUUUGCUGUAGCAUACACUACUACCGCUGCAGUCAUAACGAUGCAAGAGGAGACAGGCAGAGGAGGGUGCAGAGCGGAGGAUGGUGGAGCGAGGCAGGGCGGGGCUGCUGAGUGACAGAGCGGGAGGCAGGAGCUAGAGGGAGGAAGCUGCUCAACAGACGACCAAGAAACAUAGGGAGGAGGAAGAAGAGGAGAGAGAGAGAGAGAGAGAGUAUAUCCACAGGACGUGAGUGUCAGCAGUAAAAGAGGGGGGGGGGGCUUCCAGACUGGAUGGGCCCAGCGAUGCCUUGAUGGAGUAUGGGCCAGAUUUUAGGAUUCUCCCACUGCCAGGAAUAUGGCUCGGUGGCAUCCACUCCAGACUCAACGCCUCCGUGCACCGAUGGCGGAAAUGAGGAGUCUGAGAUGUAUGAGCUGCAAACAGCCAGGGAGUGGUCUGACGAUGAGGAAGAGAGAGAUGGAGAUCCAGAUGAUGAUGAGGGACUGGCUUCAUCCCCGUCCAUCUGGGGCACGCCACGUCAGAACUCCUUUGAGCUGACUUUCUCCUACAUUGCCAUCGCUGAGGCCGAGGCUGUGGGAGCCUCACGACAUUUCCGUGACAGACGCAGGGGCGGCUCGCGGGGAAGUCGUACUCCUCUGAUGCGCACAGACACCCUGGAAACACUGUUGGACUCCCCUGAUGUAGACUGGGACCCCCAGCUCUUCCUCAGUCGAGAGGAAGAUGAGGAAAUGUCAGAAAGGAGCGAGCAGGAGAGGGCAGAAGCGAGGACAGUGAGGACAGCAAGCCCAGCAGCGAGGAGGGAGCUGCACAGACAAACUGAGACUAUUACAAUCCAGCCCUCUCCCCAAAUCCUGGACCCAGAAACUCAGGGGAGAGAUGCAGGAAUCCAAAGAGAAGAGAGCAGUCUGACCCAGACUGUCCAGCCUCCCUCUCCUUCCCCAUCUUCCCAGCAACAGAGUCCAUCACAGAUACUUCAGGCAGCAGCGUCAGCCUCUCCGACCCCCGAGCCAGAGUCUCCCGUCACCAGGGAAACCAUUUCAGUCAAGCUGCUCACAUCUGUGCAACCAAGAGGCCCCUCAUCCUCAUCACCGGCUGCCAUUGGCCUAAACUCUCAGGAACAGCUGGUCAGCGAUCACUGGUUCUCAGCUCUUAACCUAUCAGAGGACCCGACAGUAUGCACCCACAUAGCAGAAGUAAAGACCAUCGCACUCAACCAAAAACAAAAAGGGGGGCUGGGUGUGUGCAACCAGCAUCAAUGUUCAAAGCACAAAAAAGGGUUCGCACACCUUCAAGCACCUUCACCUUCUGCCUCUUCAAGGUGCCAGAUGACAUAUAAAUGCGAACACGACUCUAGUCUUGAAGUGGGGGUGGGCGGUGCUGUGGACAAGAUUAUUUUGGGCUGUCAGAGCUUUGGACUGCUGAGCGAGCAGGGGGGUAGCCAAAAACAGCUCAGAGGGGCGAGGGGGAGCACAGCGGGGCAGAGACAGGGACAGAGGGUGUGA